AUUGAGCAGCUCUCGGUACCGGGUAACCACCGCCCCACACAAUCUCACUCAUAUCUUCCCCAUUUCACGCAUAAGCCACAAGCAAUCCCCCCUGUUAACGCCACAAUGACAUAGUUUGGACAUGCCCACGAGACAUUCCCAAGCAACCUCGGUACCGCGCGGGUCCGCAUCAACCAGCUUUCUUGGGCCCGUGCGGAUGCCCUUAUCAUAGCCUUCAUUUCUCCUUUUCUUUGUUCCCGCACGCUCUCUACAAAACGAUGGCAGGGCAAUCAAAGGAAACCCCGCUGCCGAGCUGGGGGUAUGCUCUUGCAGGUGCGACAGGUGCGGUAUUGGCGAACGCUGCGGUCUAUCCCUUGGAUAUAGUAAAGACAAAGCUUCAGGUUCAGGUUCAGGUCAAGCGAAAACCGAAAAACACCGAGAAGUCGUUGGAGAAUGGGGAUGUGACAAGGUGUGACGAGGAAGAAGGGGAGAUUUACACCUCCGCCAUCGACGCGAUUCAGAAGAUCAUUGCAAAGAGUGGCGUCAAUGGGCUUUACACUGGAAUGAUAGGUUCCUUAAUCGGCGUUGCGAGCACAAAUUUCGCAUAUUUCUACUGGUACACUCUCGUUCGGAACUUCUACCUGAGCAAAUCGACAACCAGUGCACUUUCUACCGCCGUUGAACUGUCUCUAGGAGCAGUAGCGGGAGCCCUAGCGCAGCUGUUUACUAUCCCCGUUGCCGUCGUGACAACCAGACAACAGACCCGCCCGUACAGUGCGGAACCACUUGGUUUGUUCGCUACCGCCCAAGAAGUCAUCGGCGAAGAUGGUGUAUCGGGUUUAUGGCGUGGGUUGAAAGCUUCGCUUGUAUUGGUUGUUAAUCCUGCGAUCACAUACGGGUGUUACCAACGAUUGAAGCAGAUUCUGUUUAAUGGAAGGGAUAGGUUGAGCCCUGGGGAGGCUUUCUUGCUCGGUGCUCUUAGCAAAAGUUUGGCAACACUAGCUACCCAGCCACUGAUUGUAGCCAAGGUUGGGCUGCAGAGUGCUCCUCCUCCAGGAAGGAAGGCAUACAAGAGCUUCGGGGAAGUUAUGAAGGUGAUUGUUGAAAAGGAGGGGGCUCUGGGACUGUUCAAGGGUAUUGGACCCCAGCUUGUGAAAGGAUUAUUAGUCCAGGGUGUUCUCAUGAUGAGCAAGGAGAGGAUGGAAUUGAUCUUCAUCCUGUUGUUCCGAUGGUUCAAGAAGAUGCGGGCAAAGCGGUUAGCUAAAGCUGCCGGUACUCUACCGCUUGUUGUGAAAAUUUAGGGGAUUAGGUUCAUGUAUGAUAGGUGGUAGACAGUCUUUUGCUUUUCUAUGAUAGAGAUGAUUGCUUGCCUUCAUAGUUUUGUUUUUGUUUAUUUAUUUUAUUAGCGGGGGUUUUACUGGCUGGAUAUCUAUUUGAUACUGGGUGAAUUGGAAAGUAAUGUAAGAGCAUGCUAGCCGAGUGCCAAAGAAAAAGAAAAAAAAGAAAUAGUCAGA
Molecule: messenger RNA, 1493 nt
Organism: Tuber melanosporum (Perigord truffle)
Lineage: Eukaryota; Fungi; Ascomycota; Pezizomycetes; Pezizales; Tuberaceae
Exons: 4
Coding region: 258-1280 (340 amino acids)
Source: RefSeq, a predicted model, not a curated record